AUGGAGCAGCGCGCCAUGGGAGCCCUCAAGAAGCAGAGCUUAGAGGACCGCCUGGCGCAGGAGAAGGUGGCGGCGCACGAGAGGACGCGGUGGGAGGACGACGUGCUGGCGAGGGGCAGCGGCUACAAGCGGCUCUAUCCCUCCAUGGAGAAGGAGCAGGAGUACCUUCACAUCCACGACGCCGCCAUCAACAUCUGGGAGAUGCUCAUGGGCGGCACGUCCCGCAGGGCGGGCGACGCGAAGAGGAAGAGCGUCGAGGAGUCCAAGGAGGGCGAGGUCAAGGACGACCAUGGCGGCUUCGGCUGCGCGGCCGACGCUUGCGCCGGCCAGAGAGCCUGGAGCCCGAUGGAGCGGGCAGCCCCGGCAGCUGUCGGGUGGCCCUUCCCGAGAGGGGCCUGGCUCGACGCGGCGCUGAACGGCGACCUGGUGCCGGGGCUGCCGCUGUGGGCAGGUGCACGGGUCCUGGCGCGUGUCAAGGACGACUUCGGGGCGCCGCAGGGCGUCGAGAUGCUCGAAGUGGAGGUCGCCUACCAAGCGGACGCCUUCGGCCGUUUCUUCAAGGGCCGGCAUGUGGGCGCCAGCGACCCGUACUUCUCAUGGUAUGCAGCCUCCUCCGGGCAGCAGGGCGCGCGCCCCCUGGCCACGGUCUUCCACCUCUGCAAGUGCAGCGCCGCAGAGUGCGGGGCGGUCGCCCCAGUGGGCGCUGUAGUCGAGCACUUGGACGUGUGGCAGGUGGUGGACCCCCGCGAUGUGGCCCGCGAGCAGGCGAAGCUCAUCUGCCCGGCCGCGGAUCCUGGGGCGCCUGUGCUGACCGACGCGCCCUCGGCCGAGCCGAUGCCUGGAGAGCUCGGCGGCUGGCCGCUCGGGGAUGGGGCCAACGAGGACGAGGAGGAGCCUCGCGGGCCUCCGCGCAAGCGUGCCCGCGAGGUGGAGGGCACCCAGACCCCUGGGGGACCAGGAGAGACGAGCCCACUCGACCAGGAGAUUGCGGGGCUCGAGGAGACCGCCGAGGACCCAGAGCUCGAGGCGCGGCUGGCGCGGCUCGGGGGCAGGGCAGCUCGUGGUGUGCCGAGGCAGGGCACGCCCAAGAAUGCUGCGCGCCCAGCGGGAGCCGUGGGCGAGCGCCUGGCGCAGGUGGUAGCUGGCCGAGCCGCCGCUGCUGCCCCUGCGCGCGCCAGCGCCACGGGGUCGAGGAGCAGGCUGGCGUCAGCGUUGACCGCUGCGCUCCUGGGGCGCGACGACGACGACGCGGAGGACGGCGCGGAGAGCGACGCGGAGCGCCUUGGGGGCCGCGACCGCUACCAGGGCGUGAACAUCAAGCGCGACUUGUUCCGCAGGAUCGCUCGGCAGCGGCCCGGCGCUCUCCUCGAGAAUGGGCUCGGCCACCUGCGCAGCCAGUUCACCCAGCAGUUAUCCGCAGGCGAGGCCGACCCUCUGGCCCCGUGCGUCACACAGUUCCUGAACACGGUGUUCUUCGUUGCUCACCCGCCGCGGACGCUGGGGACAGACGAGGUGCGGGUCCUCCGCACGCUGGGGCUGGCGCUCGACGGCAUCCUGCGCGGAGAGGUCGUCGAGACUGCGGAUCUGCUCAUGCAGGAGUUCAAGGCGCGGACGAUGGCCAUCCGCGACGGGAACUGGCGGUCGGCACGGUGGCUCACGCUGGUCGCGCAGGAACAGCUUCCAUCAGGCGCCUCUCUGGACGAGGAGAACGCUGCCGAGAAGGUCGAGGCCCGGGAGCUGAAGGUCGCCGAACUCCGCCAGCGACUUGCAGACCGCAGGACCAGCCGCAGUCCCACGCGGUCAGUCCAGCUCCUGAGCGACUCGGAGGGGGACCUCGACGCAGCAGCCGCCGCCCGCGUGCCACCAGCGGAGGCGGCGGCAGGCCGGAGCUUCGCGCAGUACAAGGCGGCCCACCCGAGGCGCGAGGGCGAGACCCAGGACGGCCUGGGUUCGGGCGUGAGGGCCGACGCGGCUAAGGCCGCGGCCCAGAGCACGCUCCCGUCUUCCUUCCGCCCGCCUGAGCGGCAGCUACGCGGCAGCUCGCAGGCUCGGCGGUGGCGCCAGAUGCUAGCCGAGGUGGGCACAGGCGUCAGCUCCAAGUUCAGGCUCGCCCUCGCAGUCCACGAGGCGGUGCGCGGCUCGCCAGGGGCGAUCGGGCGGUACGUUCGUAAGAUGUGCACUUCGCCAGACCCCACGGCCAGCUUCGCGCGGCUGCGCGAGGUGUUGCCGUUACCGCUGCCCGACGCCCCACUCUUUGAGAGGUACCGUGCCGCCUGGUACCUGCACCGGCAGCUGCCGGAGACCUGCGAGGUGGACGCCGCCACGGCGCAGGGGUGGGCCCAGCUCGUGGUCUUCAGCCUGAACUACCAGUACACGGGGCACAUGCGCAGUCCCACCGUCGCCGCGAGGCGGCCCACGGCUAGACAGGUUAGUGCGCUCGGCAUUGUGCAGGAGGCCUGUGAGUAUUUCGUUCAGGAUGCCGCCACAGCCUUCGAGCUCCCGGACUGGGACCAGGUCAUCGCGUCGAGGACCGUCUCCUACGGGGGCGAGGAGACGGCCCGCGCCCUGCCGCUCUCGCUUGCGGGCAUCAUGCCAGGCCUCCCCGCGCGAGGCGUCGCCGCCUCUGUCAAGGCGGUCGACAUCGCGGACGCUCAGGUGGGCGCCUGGCUUGCCGACCCCACGCUGGCUUUGCUCCCUCGAGAUGAGUGGCCUGCAGAGGUCCCGCGGGCGGCGAUCCAGGUCACGUCCAAGCAGGAGUGGUACCGCAUCGGGACCAAGCUCGUCGAGCUGGGGCUGGCGGCGCCGAUCGCCGACGACCGCAUCUUCAAGGUCGGGAGCCGCAGGGUGCUCGCUGGGGCGUUCGGGGUCGCCAAGGGCGGCACGGGAGGCACGGGCCGUCACCUGGCAAGCGUUGCGGCCACAAUGCUGCUCUGGUCCUCGGAUGACCAAGCCUCCGCUUUCUACUGCUACGAGCUGCCCGAGGCCUGGCAGCCAUACAUGACCCUCGCGGAGGCGAUCCCGAACGAGCUCAUCGGUGUGCCGGGUCCUGGGAAGACUCACCUCGCGCUGCGCGUCAUCCCGAUGGGCUGGAUCAACGCGGUCACGGUGUUUCAGCACUGCCACAGGCGCCUCGGGUUCGGCUCUCGCCCCCUCGCCGCGGGGUUUCCCGCAGAGCUCGAGUGGCGCAAAGACCGGCCGCUUCCGUUCAAGUCGAAGGAGCUCGAGCAGCAGUGGAUCCAGUACUACAUCGACGACUGGGACCAUGGCGAGGUGGUGCCCAACGCGAUGGUCGCGGAGCUCCUCGGCACGAUGAGCUGCGCGCAGGAGGAGCAGAGGGCCGCCUACGGCCGCUCGGGGAUCAGCGUCGCCCCCGGCAAGGCCAAGCACCGCGCGCUGGUCCUGGAGCGGAUGGGCGCGGGUCUUGACGGGGCCGUCGGCCGGGUCGGAGUCACGACCGAGAAGUUGCACCAGCUGCUGGCGUUCAUCUUGUGGGGCAUGGGCAGACAGGGCCUCUCGUCGCAGGGCAUGCUCAUGAUCCUAGGCAGGUGCGUCAGGGCAGCGGAGUUCAGGAGGCCUUUCAUGGGAUUCCUCAACAGCGUGUGGGCUGCUGGGCGCUGGACGCGUCCGCAGGCUGUUCCCCUUGGCAUGUGCGACGAGCUCUUGGGCUUCGCGAUGGCGCUGCCGCUGGCCUACACCGACCUGCGCGCAAAGAUCGACACUUGUGUCAUAGCGACCGAUGCCAGCGAGCGCGCCGGGGGCAUCUGCCACACGGCCGGGCUCUCGGCGCAGGGCGUUGCGUGCGCGAGAGGGGGAGCUUCGGCUGUGACUUUGCGGCCUGGUGCAGUUGCGGCCCCUGUGCGGGGAGUGCGGUGGCGCCCUCGCAUAGUUCUCAUCGAGCUCUUCGCAGGCGCCGCUGGGGCCGCGGUGGCGGCCUCCAGACUCCCGAUCGACGUGAUGGCCCAUGUCAGCUGCGAGGUCGAGCCCGCUGCCCGGCGACUGGUGCGUCGCCGCUGGGCGGGCGUGAUUGAGCUUGGCAACAUCGAGGCCGUCGACGCGGCGUGGUUUACUGAGAUGCUGAAGGGCUACGCGCGGGACGCCGACUGGGUCGAGGCUCCUUUCCGGGUCCCCGAGCUGAUCCAGGCAGCGGAGGCUGCCUUUCCCAAGCGCACCAUGUGGUUCGUCGAGAACGUGUUCAGCAUGACCCUAGAGUCGAGGGCGGAGUUCACCAGGGCGCUUGGAGUCACGCCCGUGUUCCUCGAUGCCAGGUGUCUCACUCACGUCAGGCGGCCCCGCCUGUACUGGUGCUCGCGGCCGGUCACGGCGUUCCUGGCGUCCGACGCCACCGUCGAGACCAAGGGUGUGGGAGAAGCCGCGUACUUCAAGGUCUCGCUAGCGGUGGAGAGGCUCCCACUGAGUGCCUCGCUCCUGGAGGGCUGGUCGACGCUGGACCCUGAGGCAGACCUCCCUUGUUUCACGAGGCCGAUCCCGCGAAGUCACCCGCCGUUUCGGCCCGUGGGCCUCGACCGCGCCUCGGUGAGGGCCGCAGAGCGCUGGGCUGCCGACAGCUACCGUUACCAGGUCAACAACUACGAGGACGGCAGCCUCAUCUGGGAUGCGAGGCGUGAGCGGGGCCGGCUGCCCGUGCCUGAGGAGCGUGCUGCUCUGAUGGGGUUCGACCGUCUCUAUUUCCAGGCCGCUGUAAAAGAUAGUGCACCCGCCGCCGAGCGAGACAGCGUCAUUGAGUCCCUGAUCGGGAAUACGUUCUGCGUCCAGGCUGUCAUGUAUCUUCUCGGCUCGUGGCUCGCUCAGGUGGGGGCGCUAGCGGCCGCCAUCCCAGGCAGCAGCUGCCUCGCUGUGGGCACGUGCGAGGCGAACUGGAACGUGGUCCCCGACUUCCAGCAGCCGGGACAUCGCGACCCGCAGUUGGAACGCAGCCUGAUCGUAGAGUUCCUGAGGGUCGCGGACCGCGGGGGCACGGACGUCCGGCUCGACACCGGGGCGCCCUACCGCGCCCGCGCCACCAAGGGCAGAUCGAGCGCGAGGGCUUUGCAGCCCGCACUCCGCCGGCUCAACUCCCUGCUCCUCGCGACGGCUGGGUACCCGCUGUACGGCUACUGCGACACCGACGACAUGCCCGCCGACACGCCCAAGCGUGCAGCGCAAGCAGCAGCAAAGGUGAGCAGGGUCACGGCCCAGGCGAUGGCACGACGAGCUGCAGCGAGGUCCCAACCGCUGAGGGAGGCGAUGGUCACGCCACUCACCCUGCAGCGGUACCGUGCGGCAGUCGAUGAAGUCGUUGAUUUCUGGAUCCAGGAGCACCGGCAGCCGCAGACGCCCGCUCAGGUCGACGCUGGCGUGGCCGCCUUCAUUGAGAGCCGCUGGCUGAGCGGAGGAUCUUUGUUUGAGGUUAAUAAUGCAAUUGCAGGCAUCACGCACGCUUUCCCGCCCGUGCGAGGGCACCUGCGGGACAGCUGGCGCUUGGCCAAGACGUGGCAACGCCUGGAGCCAGCUGGGCGGGCGCUGCCGAUCGGUCCGCUGAUCGCGGCUGCGUUCGCUGGUGCAUUUGCGGCCGUGGGCCAGCUCGGUGCUGCGGCGGUGCUGGCUGCAGGCUACGAUGCUUUCCUCCGGACGGGUGAGAUGACCUCGCUCGUGUGGUCCGAUGUACAGCUGUAUCCACUCCGACGAAUGGCCGUGCUGCAGCUGCGCAACACCAAGAGCCAGCAUCAGACUGGUGCCCGAGAGUUCGUGCUCGUGCGGAGUGGUGUAGCGGUCGCCCUCCUUGCCAGAGCAAAGGCUCAGGCGCACGGACAGGACUUGUGCCUCGGGAUGGAGCCAAGCAGUUUCAUGAACACUUUCGGCCGCGUGCGUGAGCUGCUGGAGCUGCAAGAUGCAAAGCUCACCCUCUACAGCUGGCGGCGGGGCGGCGCCUCCGCCGACUUCCCGCAAGCCACGGCUCCAUGGAGCACAGGACGCUGCUCCUAG
Molecule: messenger RNA, 5982 nt
Organism: Prorocentrum cordatum
Lineage: Eukaryota; Dinophyceae; Prorocentrales; Prorocentraceae
Source: the annotation of a GenBank genome assembly